This is a messenger RNA of Capsella rubella, 332 nucleotides long. RefSeq lists its product as uncharacterized. Lineage: Eukaryota; Viridiplantae; Streptophyta; Magnoliopsida; Brassicales; Brassicaceae. The record is from RefSeq and is a predicted model, not a curated record.
AUGGCGCAAUUUGUGUUUUUCUCAAGAUUUGGUCCGUCCAUCAUCGGUUUUGUCGUUAAUGGAACUGCAAAACUUUUUUCUUCUCGGUAUGUUGCUUUGUUGGAUUUUAGUUACAAGUUUACAACAUUGGUUUAUUAUUAUUUCAGGAAACAAUUAAAAAUAGUUUUUUGUUUUCCAAACUCAAACCUAAUAUACAAAUUUAGUAAAGCUUUCGACACCAUCUCACCUAACCUUGGACCUUUAUUGGUGCCCACUUCUCAUGUAUCUGUGCUCCAAAGAACAGAAUUAUUCUCCAGCAUGAUGCUGAGUAAACACUAGGCCAAGAUAAACCA